AUGCUCACCGAGCGCAUCAUGCACGAGUGCAUCAAGAAGCUGCUCUCGAAUAUCGACACCCCCGAGGAGGAGGACAUCGAGUCCCUCUCCCGCCUCAUGAUGACCGUCGGCGGCCUCCUCGAUCACGAGAAGGCGAUCUCCCAUAUGAACGAUGUCAUCGAUACCCGGAAUAACAAGUGGGUCGGACGGAACGUCGCCGCUGGCCCCAAGCUGAUCUCGCAGAUCCACGAAGAGGCGGCGCAAGCGGCCGCCGAGCAGUCCCGCCAGGCGCAGCAAGCCAGCAACAAGAACAAGAUGAACGACCUGUCGCGGGGCGGAAGCCGGGCGGGGCGCAACCGGGACCAGCCGGGCGGGGACGGCUGGUCGGCGGUCGGCGGGCCGUCUGCGCCUCCGCCGCGGCCCUCGAAAGCCGGCGACCUGACGCAGUUUGGCAAGCUGCGCGACACGUCCUCGUCUGCGCGGGCCUCCUUCGGCCCGUCGAACGUGUUCGCCAAUAAGGGCAAGCUCAAGGACGCCAAGCUGGCGCCCGAGCCCGCCGUCGCCGUCGCGCCCAACCCGUUCGCCGCCCCGCAAGAAGGCAGCGGCCCCGGGCUGUCGCGCAAGCCCAGCGUCGCCGAGCUGGCCGUCCCUGCCGCCGCCGCUGCGGGGCGGCCCAGGCUGAACCUUGCGCCCCGCACCCUGCCGCUGCCCGGCGACGCCGCCGCCCCGGCAUCCGAGGAGAAGAAGGAGGACAGCAAGGAGGAGAAGGACGAGGCGGCGGUGGGCCGGGCCGUGCAGGCCUCCGUCGACGAGUUCUUCCACCUCCGCUCCGUCCCCGAGGCCCUCGCCUCCCUCGCCGCCCUCCCCGUCCCCCGCCGCCCGCUCCUCGUCCAGCGCCUGCUCGAGGCCGCCGUCGAGCGCAAAGAGCAGGACGUCCGGCUCGCCGCAGGCCUCUUCCACCGCCUCGCCUCCGACGCCCUCGUCCCCCCCGUCGCGCUCGUCAAGGCCUUCGCGCCGCUCGUCGAGAUGCUCGACGACACCGCCGUCGAUGUCCGGUUCGCGUACGAGUUCACCGGCCUCCUCGCCAAGGCCGCAGGGCUCGCGCUCUCCGACGUCCAGUCCCUCGCCAAGACUAUCGAGGCCGACGACCGCGAGACGGCCGCGGCACGGCUGGUGGGGUGUUUCCGCGCCGCCGUGCUCGACUGA
Molecule: messenger RNA, 1185 nt
Organism: Puccinia triticina
Lineage: Eukaryota; Fungi; Basidiomycota; Pucciniomycetes; Pucciniales; Pucciniaceae
Exons: 5
Coding region: 1-1185 (394 amino acids)
Cellular component (GO): eukaryotic translation initiation factor 4F complex
Molecular function (GO): translation initiation factor activity; mRNA binding
Source: RefSeq, a predicted model, not a curated record